AUGAGAGCGACUCGGCCGCUAAACCCAGAAGACUAUCGCAUUUCAAUCAUUGCAGUAACUCUGAUGCUUGACAAUAGGCACCGUGGCCGAUUUCCCACAGCAAGAGGCUACGAGAAUCUGUACACACCAGGGGAGAUGGGCGGGCACAAUGUCAUUAUUGCCACGCUACCAGCAGGCGAGGACUUCAAGACGUUUUUCCCUAACCUCUGGUUCGGCCUCCUAGUUGGAGUUGCUGCUGGCAUGCCCAAACUCGGCGGUGAUCAGGAGAGGGAUAUCCGACUUGGCGAUGUGCUUGUGGCCCUACAAGACGGCAAAGUCUCAGGGCUAAUCAACCUGGAAUUGGGCAAAUGGACUGAAAACGGAUUUGUGCUCCGCCGCGGAGGCUGGAUGGAUACGACUCACAUGCUCGUCAGGUCGGCAAUUACCCAGAUCAAAGCAGGAGAUUUCUUUCAAGACCAGCCUUCGUUCCUGAAGCACUACCAGGAGAUGAUGGCCAAACUAGCCGCCCCGAGGCGUUCGACGAUCCGGGCCAAGAACGGCACUUGUUAUACAAAACUGACCGGUCCAUGGUGGAGAGAAAGUCUCGAAAACCUGGGAAGCGUACCCGCGUAUGGUAUGAGGGAUGAGCUGAGGGAUAAGCAUAAUCUUCUCGGUAUUGAGACAGCAGCAGCCGGUGUAGUACCCAAGAUCCCGGUUGGUGUCGUUCGUGGCGUUUGUGAUUACGCGGACGAAGAGACGAAAGAAGCCUGGCGGCCCUACGCAGCAGCAAUGGCAGCUGCCUAUGCCAAGGAGAUACUUCUUCAGAUAGGACCCCCGGAAAGACCCAAAAGAGUCGCGAACAGCAUUGCGGACCCGCAGAAUGUUGUCAAAUUAAAAGAAAUGUCGUUCGGCGAGGGAAAACGCCAUCUGGAGACGUCUCUCAGCGAGAACCACGAGCUACAAAAAGGUGACGUCGAUAAAACUCUCUCUUCUCUUAUGGAGAAACUCGAGCAUCUCCCUCUCGCGAUGGCCCAGGCGCAGGAGCCAGGGGGCCAUAUUGACAACUUGGUGUGCGUCGUUUGCUGCAACUCGCAAUACAAGUGCCGCCGCUGCCCAGCUGCUCUCUUUUCUACGGUGGACAAGUCCAAAGGAGAUACCUACCUCUAUUCUCCCUCUUGA
Messenger RNA from Metarhizium acridum CQMa 102, 1158 nucleotides. Lineage: Eukaryota; Fungi; Ascomycota; Sordariomycetes; Hypocreales; Clavicipitaceae. The record is from RefSeq and is a predicted model, not a curated record.